AUGACAAUCAGCGGGAACCCGCAAGAAGCAGGAUAUCUUCGGGCUAUCUCUCGCCAACUUUUGCUGGGUCUUGACUUUCUUCACCAGUCAGGCAUCGUUCAUUGUGAUCUUCAACCGGCAAACAUUCUGUUCUCAGUUGCUGGAACUAUGGAUAUGGAGGCCUUGUUACAGCCCCCCGAGUUCAGGCCAGUUAAGUGGCUAGAAGGGAUGAGCGAAGAUGACAGUGCCCCCAAAUAUUUAAUGCCCACCCAAAGGCGCCGGGGACAAUUGAGUAACGCGCAUUUCUCAACGCUUGAGGUUAGGAUCGGGGAUCUGGGCGGAGCUCAAUAUGUCCAACACUGUGACCAAAAACCAGUAACGCCUCUGGGGUUGCGUGCACCUGAGCUGAUGCAACGACAUACCGAUGAUAUUGCCGUUGACACUGCCAUAGAUAUCUGGACCUUAGGUUGCUUGAUAUUCGAACUUGCAACGAACGAGCCAUUGUUCCCUCUGGAUACAUUCGGCCUCACACGAGAGGAGAUAGACAAUGACCAUUCUUCUUUUAUUGAGCAAAGACUCGGUUCGAACAACCAGAAGAAUGGGGACUUCAAAUUAUACCUGAGAGAUAGGCUACCGGAGAAAUUUGGUGCUGAGAAUAUAGAGACUCUCACAUCGUUCCUUUCCCUUAUGUUGCAGAAAGACCCUCGCGACCGAUUACCGGCAAAAAAGUUACUUCGGACUCCUUUCUUGACGGAUGGAUACUCGCAUUGA
This is a messenger RNA of Aspergillus welwitschiae, 750 nucleotides long. Its product is annotated as kinase-like domain-containing protein. Gene Ontology annotation, cellular component: nucleus; cytoplasm. NCBI's taxonomy places the organism in Eukaryota, Fungi, Ascomycota, Eurotiomycetes, Eurotiales, Aspergillaceae. Gene Ontology annotation, biological process: intracellular signal transduction; protein phosphorylation. The record is from RefSeq and is a predicted model, not a curated record. The coding region runs from base 1 to 750 and encodes 249 amino acids. The transcript is spliced from 4 exons. Gene Ontology annotation, molecular function: ATP binding; protein serine/threonine kinase activity.